This is a messenger RNA of Acytostelium subglobosum LB1, 2151 nucleotides long. RefSeq lists its product as hypothetical. Gene Ontology annotation, molecular function: protein phosphatase regulator activity; protein binding. The coding region runs from base 1 to 2151 and encodes 716 amino acids. The transcript is spliced from 9 exons. Gene Ontology annotation, biological process: protein dephosphorylation. The record is from RefSeq and is a predicted model, not a curated record. NCBI's taxonomy places the organism in Eukaryota, Evosea, Eumycetozoa, Acytosteliales, Acytosteliaceae.
AUGCAUCAUCAUUACACAGACUAUAUAGGUUACUCAGACUCUGAGGCUGGUGGUCGCAACUAUGAUGCCAACGAUAAUGAGAAUGAAGAGUUGGAGAUCGAUGACAACCUACCAAUCAUUGAUAAGAUACAGAAAUAUAUAAAGAGCGAUAUAGUCAUUCAAAGACUCUAUGUCGUAAGAGAGUUCUCCGAGGUAUUAAAGGUAAAGCAGGAGGAUAGGUUCAACUCAUUGGACAUGUUGCUGCGCAUCAUCGAGGAGGUGGUCGUGACAGAUCACGAGGCAGUUAUUAGACAGGCACUGGUCGAGCAGAUCCCCUUGGUCUCUGAGGGCUUCCUGAAGGAGGGCGGCGACGCUGGCUACAACAAGGUGUUGCACUCGCUGAUACCCAUCGUUGCACAACUGACCACUGAUCGCAGUCCACAAGUAAGAAUGUCUGCCGUCGAGUCCCUCCAAGAGAUGGCCCGACUGAUCAAGCACAGUGACCUUGAGCCCCACCUACUACCCUUUGUCAAGAGUCUUGUCAAUGACUCUACUGAGGAGGAGCAUCGUGUACAAGCUGCCAAUCUCUUCCACAACCUAGCACCAGUGUUGGGACAGCAGCUAACCAAGCAGAUAUUCCUUCCAUUUGUUAUCAAGCUGUCCAAUGACACUUCGUUCAGAGUCAGGAAGGCAAUCGCUGGUAACCUUGGUAACAUUUGCCAAACAAUCGGUGUAGAGGCAACAACUGAGCACAUUCUACCUACAUUCAUCGCCCUGUCUAAGGAUGAUAUAUGGUCUGUCCGCAAGGGAUGUGCAGAGGUAUUGGUGUCCGUCAGUCAGAAUGUGACGCCAAUCGAGAGGUAUUCAAAGUUGAUCCAGGUGUUUGAAUCAUUCGUAGUACAAGAUCCAUCACGAUGGGUUAACAACACAGCAUUCCAGAAUCUUGGACCAUUCAUCGCCACGUUCGAUGGCUCACAGGUGACACCAAAGCUGCUAAAGUACUUCACAGAGAUGAUCUCACCAUCGAGCAACAGAUUCCCAGACAGCGACCUCGUGACACACUGCGCUUUCAACUUCCCAGCCGUCCUUUAUACCGUUGGUAGUUCAAGAUGGUCAGAGUUGUCCGAGACCUACUUCUCAUUGGUUAACGAUACGAAUUGGAAGGUUAGGAGAUCACUAUCUCACUCACUCCAUGAGAUUGCCAAGAUACUUGGACCAGCUGAGACUAAGAGUUCAUUGUUGAACACGUUCAACCUGUUCCUUCAGGACUUGGACGAGGUCAAGGUUGGUGUCGUCCGACACUUUGCCCAGUUCCUAGAGAGUGUAGAGCCAUCACUACGCGAGAACUACAUCCAAAUACUCAAUGGCUUUGUAAGCGACCCAAGCAAAUGGAGGUUCAGGAAGUUAAUAUCAAAGCAACUUGGAAAUAUAUGCGAUCUGUUUAGUCUGAAGACUACGCUCACCAACAUUGCACCACUGAUCAUCACUCUGUUGAAUGACUCUGUGUCCAAGGUCAGAAACUACGCUGCCAGUGGCGUAGGAACACUCAUCUCAAAGAUCAACUCGACUUCAUCAAUCAAUGGCAACAUUAACAACAAUAACAAUAACAAUAGCGACACCAACUCUUCUACUGCCGCCGCACACGAGGACCUAAGUGCCAUGGGCCUGGACAUCCUCCAGAAGAUCAAAUCGUUCUCAAGCGAUGCAACAUACUCAAGUAGACAGAUAUUCAUCAAGAUGUGCGCCUACUUGGUGGACCAGAUCGAUAUACAACUCUUUGAAACACAUUUCUUGCCUUUGCUCAUUCAGCUUGCGAAUGAUCCAGUACCAAAUGUUAGAUUGGUCGCGGCGGAUGUCCUGGCGACAAAGAUUGUCACAAAGGAUGCCUUUGCCAAGAAUGCAGAGAUCACAACUACUUUGGCAAGACUCCACAACGACACAGACACAGAUGUCGUUUAUUGCAGCAACAGUAGUAUCCAACCUUCAUCAACAACAACAACAUCAAACUCAAGUACAGACAAAACAACAACAACAGAAUCAGGAGCAGUGGAUACGACUUCUACUUCUACCUCUUCAUCUACCUCUACUUCCUCUUCAUCCUCAUCUUCGAACACCUCUGAACCACAACAACAACAGCCGCCCGCUACUGUCCAAGUGGAGAGCACCAUCUAA